Cylicostephanus goldi is the source of this 336-nucleotide messenger RNA. The record is from the annotation of a GenBank genome assembly. NCBI's taxonomy places the organism in Eukaryota, Metazoa, Nematoda, Chromadorea, Rhabditida, Strongylidae.
AUGGGAGAUGAACCCCAUCGAGUUUGCCCAUUCGGAAAUCCACGGGUCAAAGAGUAUGUGCCUCUCACCGUGGCUUAUCGCAGCUUGUCACGUCCUUCAUCGGCUUCCUGUGCCAAGGCAUCCACCGUGUGCCCUUACCAUCUUUUAUCCACCGAUAUAAUCGGUGAUGGUCUGGAUAAUACACUAGAACAUUACUGUUCAAUGCGAUCAGAUGCGAUCUUCUUGAAAGAAAAUCUUGUUAAACACGCUAUGCAGCUGUCAAGGUACAACGAGGCGAACCCUCGAAACCGGACGCUGCAAUCAAAAGUAAAACGAGAAAAUGACAUGCGGGAAUGA